AAUAAUAAAUGAAUUAAUAAAGUAAUGUAAGAUCUAAAUUCACUAAAAUGAUACAAAUUAUUGCGUUCAAUAACCGCUAUCAAAGUGCGACUGCAAAUGAGCGAAUGAAAUAAAGAUCUGUGAAAAAUCUUAUUAAAAUACGAGAAAAUAAAAAUAUAAAGAAAUGCAAUAAAAAUUGUUCUUAAAGAAACAUUAUCGAGAGCAUCUGUGAAGAAAUGUCUGCGACCUACAAUUGGCGGAAUAAUGCAACCCCGAAUUUGUUUAUCUCGACGUCGUAAGUGGCAUUGUCACGGCUAGAUGCGAGCCAAGGCAUUUCGAACAACCGAUUAACAAGUGUUACGUUAAAUCUCGACACGUGCCCGGAGCGGUUCACCAAGGCACGUGUCGUUGUGUUUAGAAAUAUUACCCUGCACGCGCCUAGAGCUCGACACGUGUCGAUCCUAUCUCUCGAUCCUCGAGACGUGGUCGAGUGUCCGUAGGUGCGCUUCGUAAAUAAUAUGUAAUUAUCAAGAGGAUUUAGAAUCCAGUUACAAUCAUUCAGUCAAUAAAUCCAAAAUGCUUAACGCGAGGAAUUAAAUGACGUGACGACACAUCAGUUUCACUUACGUCUAGUCAAGCGACCUAGUCAUAUCACUUUUGCUCUGGACUUUACGAUAAAUCGUAUUGUAAUUAAUACAAUUGUAAGAUUCGCAAUAUUAAGUAUUAAAUUUGAGUGGUCAUCGGUGAAUAUCAUUAUCAUCAUCAUCAUCAUGUAUUCGAUGGACAAUCUCGAGCGGGAUAUGAUGAACCGGCAGUACAUUUACGAGGCGCACAGCUUCCUAGGAAAUCCGGCGAUCCCUACGUUGCCACCGCAUUGUGGGGUACCAACGACGGCGACGCUUCCGGCUGUCAUCCCGUCGCAGCUGCCAUCGUCUCACCAUCCCUCCGGUAGCACCGGCAGCACCAGUGGCAGCGAGCACUACCUGUACGACGAGAACAGCAGCGACAACGAGAGCGUCUACAGCAGCGAUCAGGAGAAUCACACGAGGGAACGAAGUCGAGGUAAUCGGCGCAGCGGAGCGUCGGGAAAAUGUCCGAGACAGGUGCAGGUACAGCAGCGGCAAGCGGCAAAUAUGAGGGAGCGAAGGCGCAUGCAAAAUAUAAACGAUGCUUUCGAGGGCCUGAGGGCCCACAUACCAACUUUGCCGUACGAGAAGAGACUAUCGAAAGUCGACACGUUGAAGCUGGCGAUCGGUUACAUCAACUUCCUCAACGAGCUCGUGCGGACGGACAAGGGUAACGAUCCGCUGACGGGCAGUAGCGGUCUCUCCAGAUGUUCUAGCCGGGACGAUUCUAAGAAGAUCAUAGUUCGUGGAUGCGGUGGAAAUCCAUUUAUCUCGCAUUCGCUCUCGUGGUCGAGAAAAUCGGACAUCUCGCCGAAUGGCACGAUGUACGCGAAAGUUUGGACACCGGAGGAUCCGCGAACGUCCAAAAGCGGGACGCCUUUCGAAUAAACGGAGCAUUCGAAGAAAAAUGUAUGACUUUAUUCGUAAGAUUCUCUUAUACAAGGGAAGAAAGGAUAUGUCAUUCGCAAUGAACAAGGACGUUCCUCUCGCGUGUUAUUUAGUGUCUAAGAAGAAGCGUUUCUAGUCACUAACCCUUGUGAGAGAGAUUUGUAUUUUUCAUCUAAUCUUAUUUUUGAUUCUUUAUGAUUCUUUAAGCAAAUAUAAUUGCUAAUAAUUAUA
Molecule: messenger RNA, 1724 nt
Organism: Camponotus floridanus (Florida carpenter ant)
Lineage: Eukaryota; Metazoa; Arthropoda; Insecta; Hymenoptera; Formicidae
Gene: Fer1
Product: pancreas transcription factor 1 subunit alpha
Exons: 3
Coding region: 750-1493 (247 amino acids)
Biological process (GO): developmental process; regulation of transcription by RNA polymerase II
Molecular function (GO): RNA polymerase II transcription regulatory region sequence-specific DNA binding; protein dimerization activity; DNA-binding transcription factor activity, RNA polymerase II-specific
Source: RefSeq, a predicted model, not a curated record